This is a messenger RNA of Aspergillus ibericus CBS 121593, 1476 nucleotides long. Its product is annotated as threonine aspartase 1. Bases 1 to 1476 code for a protein of 491 amino acids. Gene Ontology annotation, biological process: protein maturation. Gene Ontology annotation, molecular function: threonine-type endopeptidase activity. The transcript has 5 exons. NCBI's taxonomy places the organism in Eukaryota, Fungi, Ascomycota, Eurotiomycetes, Eurotiales, Aspergillaceae. The record is from RefSeq and is a predicted model, not a curated record.
AUGAGUCGUCUCAGUGGGGGUGGAGAUAUCUCCGCCAUCUUCGUCCACGCUGGCGCCGGUUUUCACGCGCCACACAAUGAGAAAGCGCAUCUAGAGACCUGUGAGAAUGCGGCAAGAGUGGCCAUGGCUGUUCUGAGAAACGGCGGCUCCGCCGUCGACGCUGUCGAGAUCGCUAUCAUGCUGCUGGAAGACUCGGAGAUUACCAAUGCUGGCUACGGCAGCAACUUGAACCUGGAAGGCAUGGUCGAAUGCGAUGCUACCAUGGUCAACCAUCUCGGACGGAGCGGUGCAGUGGGCGCCACCUCCCAGGUCAAGAAUCCCAUUUCUCUUGCAAGGGUCAUCCUUGACUCCUCGUCGAGGCCUUUGUCGCUGUCACGGGUGCCUCCGAACUUCCUGGUGGGACAGGGUGCAACGGACUAUGCCUACGAGCAUGGGCUGGUGGUGUUACCCCAUGAUGCCUUAAUAUCUACCCCCGCGCGAGAACGCUGGAAUCAUUGGCAACGGGAGCUGGACGCCGUUUCUCUUAGGGAGAAAAAGCACAGCGAUCAUGAUCGUUUCAAAGCGUGUGUUCGCCGACCAGUCACGGUUAACCCAGCCCAGAUCCUCGCAUCGCUAUCAAAACCAACCCCCGUGACUGGGAUAAGCUCUCCGGUUGUAAAAGGGGUGACUGCAGAUCCACGGCUCACCCGUCAGUCUCAGGGUAUUACGCCCCCAGCAGAUGUGGGUUCGCCGUCCGAGUCUCCCAGAGUCAAGGAUGGCAAAUACAUUGAUGGUAUGCAGCAUCCGUCCGCGACCUGGCCUGGGGAUGGCAACGUGUCCGCGAGUGAUGACGACUUGUCUUCUGAUGCCGAAGCGUCCCAAUCUUUUAACGACAUGGAAAUCGACCGCGUCAAUGAUACUGUCGGCGCGAUAGCUAUAGAUAACCAGGGCAAUAUUGCCGCUGGCUCCUCUUCCGGCGGGAUUGGGAUGAAACAUCGCGGCAGGAUCGGACCGGCAGCGCUCGUGGGCAUUGGGACUGCUGUUAUCCCAGUGGACCCCAGUGACCCGGACGUCACCAGUGUGGCCACGAUUACUUCCGGGACCGGCGAGCAUAUUGCGACGACCAUGGCGGCCAGCACCUGCGCGUCGCGCAUCUACUAUAGCCACCGGCGAUGCCAAGAUGGCAGUUUCGAAGAGGUCACCGAAGAAGAAGCCAUCCGGGCUGUGGUCGCUGACGACUUCAUGGAUCAUCCCGGGGUCAGAGGUAGCUUUUGCCACGGCGCUAUCGGCAUCGUUUCGGUCAAAAAAUCCGUCGACGGGAUCUUCCUCUACUUUGCUCAUAACACUGACUCAUUUGCCCUUGCAUCGAUGAGUAGCGCCGACAAGAAGCCGGUGUGCGUCAUGUCUCGUAGCAAUGGGAACGGCAGCAUCGCCCAGGGUGGCCGCGCCUGUCGACCCAAAAGGUAUGCCGAGAAGGCUCACGAGGAGUCGGACUAG